Ictalurus furcatus (blue catfish) is the source of this 3924-nucleotide messenger RNA. RefSeq names its product extracellular calcium-sensing receptor-like. Lineage: Eukaryota; Metazoa; Chordata; Actinopteri; Siluriformes; Ictaluridae. Gene Ontology annotation, cellular component: membrane. The transcript is spliced from 6 exons. Gene Ontology annotation, biological process: G protein-coupled receptor signaling pathway. The record is from RefSeq and is a predicted model, not a curated record. Bases 19 to 2460 code for a protein of 813 amino acids. Gene Ontology annotation, molecular function: G protein-coupled receptor activity.
CAGUUACCUGGAAUUUUUAUGAAUGGAGACUUCAUGAUAGGAGGGAUUUUCUCAAUUCAUUACUACACCAGAUCAGAGCAGAACACUUACACCUGGCAGCCAUCACAGCUGCAGUGCUCUGGAAGCAUGGAUUUCAGAGAACUGCGCUUCGCCCGUGCCAUGCAGUUCAGCAUUCACGAGAUCAACAACAGAACUGAUCUCCUACCAGGCAUCACGUUAGGAUACCAGAUACAUGAUUCAUGCUCUUCUGUGCCGAUGUCAAUAAAAGUUGCAUUUCAGUUUGCAAAUGGUGUGGAGUCAGUGUUCAAUGAUACAGAUGUCUGUGCAAAAUCUGCAGCUGUACCUGCUAUCAUAGGAGAAUCUGCAUCCACCCCGUCAAUAAGCAUGGCUAGAACGCUUGGGCUUUUUGGAAUUCCACAGGUGAGUCACUAUGCGACCUGCUCAUGUCUGAGUGAUAAGAAUCAGUACCCUGCGUUCUUUAGGACCAUACCUAGUGACCAACACCAAGCAGCUGCACUAGCAAGAAUGGUCAAGCAUUUUGGCUGGACAUGGAUUGGAGCAGUGCGCAGCGACUCAGAUUAUGGAAAUUAUGGAAUGGCAUCGUUCCUAAAGGCUGCGCAAACGGAGGGGAUAUGUGUGGAGUACUCCGAGGCCUACUACAGGACACAGCCGCAAAGUAAACUGGAGCGAGUAGCAAAUGUGAUCCGCAGAUCAACAGCCCGGGUUAUAGUGGCAUUUGUUGCAUCUGGAGACAUGAGGUUUCUCUUAGAGGAACUGGCACGACAACCACCGCCUCCACUUCAGUGGAUUGGAAGCGAAACGUGGAUUAUAGAGCCCGAAUUGUUGCGCUUCAAUAUGUGCGCCGGUGCAAUAGGGUUCGGGAUUCCCCGGUCAGUUAUCCCAGGGUUUCGUGAGUUUCUGCUUGACCUGACUCCAGCUGAAGCAUUGAAAUCGCCUCUGUUAGCAGAAUUUUGGGAAAGCUCAUUUACUUGUAACCUUAGAGGGCGAACUGAGGGCGCACGGCAGUGUGACGGCAGUGAGGACAUUCAUGCGCUUCAUAACGCGUAUACAGACACGUCUCAGUUGCGAGUCACUAAUAUGGUAUACAAAGCAACAUAUGCCAUUGCGCACGCCAUCCACGGAUUAAUAUGUAAUGACACCCAAUGCGACAAGAAUAUUAAAUUUACACCAUGGCAGAUACGUAAUCAGCUCAAGAGACUGAACUUCACUACAAGAAAUGGCUUUCAGGUCUCCUUUGAUUCUAAUGGAGAUCCUCAAGCUGCCUAUGAACUCAUAAACUGGCAGAUUGACAAGGAUGGCACUUUGGAUUUCAUAACAGUGGGCCAUUAUGAUUCAUCCAAACCACGAGGACAGGAGUUCAGCAUGAGCAGAAAUAUCAGUUGGGUUGGCAAACAGACAGAGGUACCAGUGUCUGUGUGCAGUGAGAGCUGUCCUCCAGGCACUAGGAAAGCUGUGCAGAAGGGAAGGCCUGCCUGCUGCUAUGAUUGUAUUCCAUGUGCUGAAGGAGAGAUCAGUAACAAGACAGAUUCACUGGAUUGUUUGCGCUGCUCUCCUGAGUUUUGGCCCAACACCAAGCAAGAUAGCUGCCUCCCAAAGCCUGUUGAGUUCCUGUCGUGGGACGACACUCUGGGCAUCAUCCUAACAGUAUUUUCCAUCGCUGGGGCUUUCAUGGCUGUGUGUGUGGCUGCUGUCUUUUACAAGUACAGGACCUCUCCUAUUGUUCGGGCCAACAAUUCUGAGUUGAGCUUCCUGUUGCUUUUUUCUUUGACUUUGUGUUUUCUUUGUUCACUUACUUUCAUUGGUCAGCCCUCUGACUGGUCCUGUAUGCUGCGCCACACAGCAUUUGGGAUCACCUUCGUCCUCUGCAUUUCCUGUGUUCUGGGGAAAACAUUAGUUGUGCUAAUGGCCUUUAGGGCUACACUUCCAGGUAGUAAUGUAAUGAAAUGGUUUGGACCUCCACAACAAAGACUCAGUGUAUUUGCCUUCACUCUAAUACAGGUCCUUAUUUGUGUGCUUUGGUUAACAAUAUCCCCUCCUUUCCCCUUCAAAAACAUAAAACAGUACAAGGAAAGAAUUAUCUUGGAAUGUGGCUUAGGUUCUACCAUAGGUUUCUGGGCUGUACUAGGAUAUAUUGGACUCUUGGCUCUUUUAUGUUUUAUUUUGGCUUUUCUGGCUCGGAAGUUGCCGGAUAACUUUAAUGAAGCUAAAUUCAUCACAUUCAGCAUGCUCAUAUUCUGUGCAGUUUGGAUCACCUUUAUUCCUGCUUAUGUCAGCUCUCCUGGAAAAUUCACUGUAGCUGUGGAAAUAUUUGCAAUUUUGGCUUCAAGCUUUGGUUUGAUUAUUUGCAUUUUUGCUCCCAAAUGUUUUAUUAUUGUUUUUAGGCCAGAACAGAAUACCAAGAAGUGCCUUAUGGGUAAAGUGCCCUCUAAGGCACUUUGAGAGUCUCAAAUAAAAAGCAAACUUAACAUGAAGGUCCAGCAGUUUGUCACAAUGUAUGAUGCUUAUGUGUACAUAGUUUCCAAACCUCACCAAUAUUCUUUUAGGAUAAUCAUUUUUUUUUAAUGUUUAAUUUGUGAAAAUCUAAAGUGUACAGUCAAAUAAUAAAUAUGAUUAUGCUUGCAGCAGCCUCUGCAAUACACCACUAGUAUAAGGUUGUUUUAACAUGUAUAGGGUCAUCUUUAUUAACGUUUUUACAUGCACAUCAUUACUACAAGAAUUCCUGCUGAAUUAAAAUGGAAUUUUAAUAUCCACACACUACAUGUUAGUUUUUUUAUAAUAUUUUUUUAAACCAAAAAUGAAAACCAUUCUUAAACGCUGGUUCUAAUGAACAUUUACUGAACUGUAUGCCCUCUUUCCAUUUCCAAUUAGAUAUUGAUGUGUACAUCACUCUUUAUAAACAGUAACUGAGUUCGAGUGAUCAAUAUGUGAAAGCUUAUAAGCUGCAUGUGUAUAUACCGGGUCAUUAAUGAAACGCAUGGAACAUAUAUGGCUAUAUGCAGAUAUAUUGUAAUAUAGUAAAUAAAAAUUGUGAUUCUCUGAUCUCUGACUCUGAGUCGUUAUGCCUCUUACUGACUCUGAUUAUUAUUUUUAAUCAAGCUAUUGCCAAAUUUAAAUAGAUCAAUAGCCUGUUUGUCCAUGAGUUUGUCAUUAAAUUUCACAAAAUAAACUUUACUGCACAUCCGUUUGCAUUUACUGGACAUGAACAUCAAACUAGCGCAUGGUGGCUUAGUGGUUAGGACGUUUGCUCUCACCUCCAGGGUCGGGGGUUCGAUUCCCACCGAGGCCCUGUGUGUGCGGAGUUUGCAUGUUCUCCCUGUGCUGCGGGGGUUUCCUCCGGGUACUCUGGUUUCCUCCCCCAGUCCAAAGACAUGCAUGGUAGGCUGUUUGGCAUGUCCAAAGUGUCUGUAGUGUAUGAAUGAGUGUGUAUGUGAUUGUGCCCUGCGUUGGAUUGGCACCCUGUCCAGGGUGUACCCCGCCUUGUGCCCGAUGCUCCCUGGGAUAGGCUCCAGGUUCCCCCUGACCCUGAAGAAAGGAUAAGCGGUAUGCCACACAUUCAGCAUUGGACCAGUAGUAGAGAGGACACUGGACACAUUGUGUGGCACCUGCAAGAAACACACACACAUAUUUAUGGAAGGUAUACAACGUGAUGGCUCCUACUGUAUAUCUGCACAUCAUGAAGUGUUAUAUUCAUCUUAUGCCAAAGCAAUUUGUCAACAAUUGCAUUUUUGCAAGUUAGCUCUUAAAAUCACUUAUGUUAUAGCAACUAUAAACAGUUGUUUCCUCACUUUCUCUUGAGGUAAAUAGGAUGAAAAAUUCCUUUUGCUGCAGCUGCAUUUUUAAAUGCAUAAGAAACGCAACAUCCUCUGUCAGACUUACCCAUUGUGGGAAACUUAAGAACAGUUA